This is a messenger RNA of Abrus precatorius (Indian licorice), 600 nucleotides long. Its product is annotated as triacylglycerol lipase 1-like. The transcript is spliced from 5 exons. Bases 1 to 600 code for a protein of 199 amino acids. Lineage: Eukaryota; Viridiplantae; Streptophyta; Magnoliopsida; Fabales; Fabaceae. Gene Ontology annotation, biological process: lipid metabolic process. The record is from RefSeq and is a predicted model, not a curated record.
AUGGUGGUGUUGUUGCUGUUGGCGAUAACUGUCUCCACACUUUUGGGAAACACCGUUGACGGCGGUAACCACCCAAAACCACAACACAGUUUGUGUGAGCACAUCAUUCUCUCCGCCAGCUACCAGUGCUCCCAACAUAUGAUUCAAACGAAGAAUGGUUCCUUGUUGGGUCUUCAGCGCGUGUCUUCUUCUUCUUCUUCCCUUCGUCUCGGGAAUGACGGAGAACGAGGUCCUCCGCUUCUGUUUCUGCAUGGCUUAUUCAUGGAUGAGGCUGGCGAUGCAUGGUUUGAAAAUACUCGGCAGAAAUCACUUGGCUUCAUACUUGCAGAUCAUGGUUUUGAUGUUUGGGUAGGAAACGUGCGUGGAACACGCUGGAGUCAUGUCCCAAUAUCUUUAUUAGAGAAAAAUAAGGAAUUAGCCCUGUAUGAUCUUUCAGAAAUGAUCAAAUACAUUAAUUCAGUGACAAACUCAAAGCUAUUUGUGCUCGAGCAUUCACAGGAAACAAUUUUGUCUUUUGCUGCCUUCAAACAUUCGGAGAUAAUCGGAAAGGUGGAAGGUGCAACCCUUCUAUCUCCAAUACCCUCCUUGGAUACGGUAUAA